AUGUCUCCCAUAGCAUAUACAUGCGUUCGCCUCGGCUUCUCGAACGACGGAGCUGCUAACAUCAACCUGGAGACUUGGUUCGCAAAAAAAAACCGAAAUUUUGCCCGCCUUCGAACCGUUGCGUCGAUCCACAUAGUUCACCUUCAUCUGCCUCUGACCCCCGCUCCGUUCACUGGGAAAUGCGAAUUCUGUGGGGGGCGGCUCCGUUGGCGUUUCCUGGUGCUCACCCUCCCCGCAAGCCUCUUCUUAUUAUGGACUGCUCUGCCAUAUGAUAGCUCUAUCCGCCUUGCCCUCCGCUUCAAUCUUAAUGCUCUUGGUUCUCCCUUCACAAGCCAGCGGUUGUUCGUCAAACCACCCGCUUUUCCAGUGACAAUCUCAAAGGAUGCUGGCAUAAUUCUCAAGUCUGGAUUUGGAACAAAAGAUCGAAUUUCCGCAUGGCUUGAAUGGCACCAAGAAAGGAGUUUUGUCGACAUCCUUGUUGUCGGCGACUUUGCAACGCAGCCAGGACAGCACUAUAAUUACAGCGGCCGUCAACUUAACGUCCACGACUUGUUGGCGCUGAUGCUGGAGAAUGGAUCCCUACCCCCAGGCUUAUCGCAUCCACGAUUGCUCAAAUAUUCAAACCUAACAGCUGCCAUUGCCACUGGUGACACGAACCUUGCACUUGAGCUAUCCAAAUCCUUUGGAUGGGAAUUAGAUGCUAUGAAGGUAGUGAUCUUUUACAGGGCUGAACACCAACUCGUUGAUCCAUUCGAUUUAUUUCUGGGCUUGAGCUGGCCUAUAAACGCAUGCCACUUAAAAAAAUUGUACAUUUUGGCGGAUGACGACACAUACAUCGUGGCCCCUUCACUGGAAGGCUUUUUAGGCCAUUUCGACUCAAAUCUUUGCUACUAUCUUGGAAAUCCUGUUGGAGAUUAUAGAGGCCGCUUCGCCCACGGAGGAUCCUCUGUGAUCUUAUCCCAGGCGACUAUGCGCCGACUUUUUGGGAAUCCUGAAAUAGUUUCUGCGGCGCAUGAAGAGUCGCUUUCAGAAACUUGGGGUGAUAAACUUCUUGCAACAACCUUAAUCAAACUUGGGAUAUACCUAGAGGAAGGAUACUCCCGGUUCUUUAAUGGGGAACCGCCUAGGAGCGCGAAGCUCCGAUCGGAUCGAUUUUGCAUAGCCAUUAUGGCUUUCCAUGGGUUAUCUCCUUUAGCCAUGCUACAGACCGGCAGAAUGUUCAGACAUGCUGUAAAGCCUGUGCGAUGGAUCGACUUAUUGUCUAUUUACCAGGCACUACUCCCUGACACUUUUACAAAACAAUCAAUUCGACAAAAUUGGGACCACGUUGGUAGUCUGGAUGAAUCGACAAAAUCAAUUAACGUCCCGACUGCCGGCCAUUGUGGCGAAGCAUGUCACGCCGAUUCUAGUUUCUGUCUUGCCUGGACCUGGGAACUAGACACCCAAGCUUGCCACAUGAGCCCAUGGGUGAUUGUGGGAGAUAACGCUCCUGGAAAAGCCUCAGGACUUAAUACACCACGAGUAAAAAAGCUGGCUACCACAUGCUAG
Coccidioides posadasii C735 delta SOWgp is the source of this 1548-nucleotide messenger RNA. RefSeq lists its product as uncharacterized. NCBI's taxonomy places the organism in Eukaryota, Fungi, Ascomycota, Eurotiomycetes, Onygenales, Onygenaceae. The record is from RefSeq and is a predicted model, not a curated record.